Molecule: messenger RNA, 4755 nt
Organism: Monosiga brevicollis MX1
Lineage: Eukaryota; Choanoflagellata; Craspedida; Salpingoecidae
Exons: 9
Coding region: 1-4755 (1584 amino acids)
Cellular component (GO): Cul4-RING E3 ubiquitin ligase complex
Molecular function (GO): protein binding
Source: RefSeq, a predicted model, not a curated record
AUGGCGCACCAGGUGGACGCGCAGCCCAGCCUGGGGCCGGAUGGCCUGUCAGCCGAUGCUCAUUCGGAUGAUCGAGUUCGAAUCAACCUUCAUGGGCCACAGCUUGAGGCUCUUCGCCGUUCCGUGAUUGAGAAGGGCCAAAUCACCAUCUUUCUCUCCAGUCCCUUUGUCACCAUGGAGCACGAGCGGACCCUCUUUGUCGAGUCCUAUGUACCCAUGCUCAAAGCCACCUGCGAGUCGCGUGGCAUUCUGCUGAAGGUGGUGGAUCUCCGCUGGGGCAUCACUCAGGAGCAAGCUGACGAGAACGAAACCCUGCUGAUCUGUCUCAAGGAACUAUCGCUGAGCGACAUUUUCGUUGGGCUCUACGGCCGCCGCUACGGGUCCUGCUACGACCCCGCCGACCCGAAUUCAGCCUGGGUCCUUCAUAACUUUGAGCAGGCCAAGGCGGAACAUCCCUGGAUCAUGAACUAUCAGGAUCGCGCUGUCACGGAGAUUGAGUUUCGCCACGGCUUUCUAAACAAUCCAACUGCGGUGCGAUUGCCAAAUAUCGCUCGUCGCAUGCAUCGCAUGUCCCCCAAUGGCAGCCUCUGCCCGACCAACCAUGUCUGCACAUGCCUGAUUUUGACACCUAGCUUCGUCGCAUUUCGGGACGCCGCCUACGAUGAGCGCAUCUAUCAAGAGGCGCUAGCUAAAUCGGACAGAGGGCUCGCUCGAAAGUACACCCCACCGCCACCGGGGCAAAUUGCUGCACUUCAACGGUUACGACAAGAAUGCUUCAAUGCCGCCCUGAGCGCGCAACGGGAGGGCAAAGGUUGUCUCCUCCUUCGCGAUUACGAAGAGCCGGAAGAUGUAGUGCUGGAAAUGUAUACCUUUGUGCGCAAGCUACUUCAGUCCAUCCUGCCCGUCAUGUCCGUCACGCACGAGGCCCGCAUCCUCAGGAACCAUCGCGCCUUCAGCUUGGCAAAACAGCGCAUGUUUGUUGGUCGGACAAACUUUUUGGCCGAACUCAACAAGCAUGCUUAUCCCUCUGACACGUCAAGCCAUGAUGGCAAGCUGAUUUGUGUGGCUGGUGAAGCUGGGCUGGGCAAAUCUGCCGUCCUCGCCCGCUGGAUUCACGCCUACCCGCAUGCCGACACCACCGUUGCUUUCCAUCACCUCGGUUGCGAUGCCACCUCCACCUCUCUGCACGGCAUUCUGAGCAACAUUGCCCUGCAGCUCAACAUCGAAGUACCUGAGAGCCAUGAUCUUCAUGCCGUCUUUGAAGCGUUUGUCGCUGCAGCCAGCGCCCUGACCCCAGCACCAACAGGCAAUCCACCUCCCAGCAAGCGAGCUCACCAGGCUAGCUCGACGUCGACGCCCGUGACCCAGCACAUCUUCUUGGUCCUUGACGGGGUCAAUCGCCUGAACGAUACCACUUACACCUGGCUCCCGGGUCGUCGCACCUUUACUAUGGAGUGGGUCUCCGCGCUGGUGCAACGCGUUUCUGGCUUGACCGUCAUCGUCUCCACGUCGGACGAACACCAGCUCAGCCGCUUGCGCCAAAUGCAUGCGGUCAUUCUGCCGUUGAGCCCACUGGCGCCGGACGAGCAACGCGCCAUUGCGGAGGCGCACAUCUCGGCAGCCUCCAAGACGCUGCCCGACCACCUGCGCGACCAACUGCUCGAGAAUCCCCACACCACAAAUGCACUUUUCCUCGAAUUUGCUUUGCAAGAACUCGUGCAAUUUGGUCGACACAGCCUGCUGCCUGGCAAAAUCCAAGAGCUGGCUGCCUGCACCAGCCUGCAAGAGCUCAUUGCUGUCAUUCUCAAACGCCUUGAAAACCUCUUCAUUCACGUGCCUCAGGCCAAUGGGCGUAACGUCGUCGCCAAUGUAUUUUGUUUUCUAGCUUGCUCUCGCCACGGCUUGACCAUUGACGAUGAGCUGCGCCCGAUUCUCGGUCUCGAUUCUCCGCACAUGUCCCUCAAGUGGUCCCAGUUGUACUUUGCAAUCAAGAUGUUUUUGACUGUGCGCGAUGGCGCAUAUAACCUCCAUCACGACGCUAUCCGCCAGGCCGUCAAAACACAUUACCUGCAGGAUACACCUGGCUAUCACCUUGCCCUGGCCGCCCUCUUUCUUUCCUUCAAAGGCCGAUGCCGACGCGACACCCUCGAUACCUUUCCAACACACCAUCGAACACUCGAUGAGAUCGAGGCGCACCCGAUGUUGCGAGAAGUUCGUACAACCUGGUUCCCGUCAUCUCCGCCUGAAACUACCGCGGAACGCCUGGCAUCCGUGCCCAGUGCGACCACGCAGGCCUCCAAUACUACGGUGGUGGGGUCAGGCGCGCUUGAUCUGCGAGCGCUCUCGGAGCUUCCAUUUCACCUUUGUCGUGGCCAGGCGGUCGAUUCGGCCAUUGCGCUUUUGACCAGUAUUCCUUUUCUGCAUGCCAAGUCUAUCGCAGGUCUCAGCUUUGAGCUGCUCGAAGACCUUGAGCUUUUGCGUUCCAUGUCGAGCCACGAUGGCAUUCGCGCCUUGCACCGGGUUGUGCAGACGUUCCGCUACGAUUUUGUACGUAAGCAGCAUAACCUAUGGCAAGCCCUAUUGAACCAGCCCAACAACGGCUUUUGGCACCGUCGUGCUCUGUCAGCGAGCAGGCAGCGUCCCCUACACUCUGACACUGAGCGCGAUUUUCAGCUCCUGCCUUUGCUUCUGGAGUGGCAAAACAAGCCCAACACGCGUGACGUGUGUCGUGGCAUUUUUUCUGAGCACACCGGCAUUGUACACGGCUGUGCUGUUUCUCUUUGUGGUCGCUUUGGGCUCAGCGUCGGACGUGAGGGGGCAGUUUGUUUUUGGGACGUCGAGCGGCAUCGGCUCGUGAGGCGUUUUGAUGCGCACGAGGGCAAGGUGUCGGCUUGUGCCUUCGAACCCUCUUUUUCGGAGCCUACCUAUGCUGUGUCAGGGGGCAAAGAUCGAAAGUUGAUUCUGCACGACUUGGCAACGGGACACGAUGAACUCUUGCUCGAGUGGUCUGGCAGCAGCAAGAGCGGCGAGCUCGUACGUUGUGUGACACUGCGCGUACCCGCUGCAGCGCUACCGCAUCGUCGCGCCGCCCUGCGCCGACAACGUACAGAGCCCAGCAGCGAUGGUGCUGGUGUGGCCGCCAGCGUCCGGCCCUCCUUGACCUCCGAGUCGUCGGUGGAAGACCACACGGAUGAUGUCGACGUGGUGGUUGUGGGCACAGGCGACCGCAAAGUCAUUGUGUACGAUAUAACCGGCCGGCAGGUCAUUCAUCGUUUGGAGGGCCACCAGGGUAGCCUUCGCGAUCUGGCAGCCGUGCCCGAUCUGCAUCUCGUACUUUCCUGUGAUGCAGUGUCUGUGCGCAUGUGGAAUGUCUGUACUGGUCGGCAGGUGGGUGUCCUGGAUGGCCUCGCCGAUGUGUUCGGCGUAACCGCACGUAUUGCUCGGCCAGAUGUGAACGAGGAAAGCGCCACGCGUGCCUUGCUUCAGGUGGCAGUGGCGACGGGCAAACAGGUUGACCUGUAUGAGGCUUUCUGCGUCAAUGACGCCUGGCGAUUGUCCCGAUCUCGAAGUUGCGUUGGCCCACGCAACAAGGUGCGCUGCACCAGCUUCGCCGACGAUGGCCAACUUGUGAUUGGCGGAGCCGAUGACAACCAAUUGCAUUUGUGGCGAGUUCGCGAUGGCACCUUUGUCACCUCUAUUGCUGGACACUCAGGUGCCAUCAGUCAGUUGUCAGCCCUCGGGGACACGUUGGUCUCCAGUAGCUGCGACAAGACCAUGCGGCUUUUCGACCUGUCCCAUGGAACGGAAGGUCUAAAUGAGGCAGCAGACUCGCAAUAUCUUCCUUUGCAUCGGGCUGCCGUUCUUGGGUGUGCAUGGGUUACCAGCCAGAGCUUUUUGACAGCCUCAGCGGAUGCCGCAGCGAGCGUGUGGGGAAUCUCUCUGCAGAACGAGCUGGCCUAUCGUGGUCAUUCCAACUGGAUACUUUGCUGUGACGCUAUGCAGAGUGACGUUUGCUCUUGGGGUGCGUGCGCCGUGGUGGGCUCGCAAGACACCACGCUUUCUGUUUUUGAUUUGACACAAGGCCAGGCACGGGCCUCGCUGCGAGGCCAUUCUGGUCCCGUGACGGGCUGUUGUUUCGUGGACGAUUCGCACGUUGCCUCGUGCAGUCAAGAUGGAACUGGUCGUCUAUGGCGCUUGGAUCGACAGAAUGAUGUGACGUGUGUGUGGACCUUUCGGGCCAAAGAGCCCCUGCGUGCCGUUGUGGCCAUGCCAAACGCAGAUGGACCUGACCAGGUCGUGUUUGCCUCAGAACAAGGCGUGGUGUACCUCGCAUCAGUCUGUGGCGAUGGCAAAGCCAAUGUCAUCUUCCAGGCAAAGUCAGCGGUGACGGCAGUGGUAUGGUUGUGGAGCGAGUCCCUGCUGUUUGUGGCGACGCAAUCUGGCAACGUGUAUGCACUGCAAGAUCCCAUGUUUACCAGGCCAGCGCCCGACAGAGGAACGGAAGUGGACACACAAGAAUCGGACAAUGCGGUCAAUUCGGAGGCACAGCCGGAACACGUCGUGCCAGCUGAAAAUUUGAUUAGGGGCCAAACGGGCGAAUCGCUGACCCAGUGCAAGGCCGGCGCCAAUGCGCUGUCAUCCAUUGCAAUCACGUGCUCGGCCGACAACUGCCUGCGCCUGGCCGUCGGGGAUGUGGUGGGGCACGUGGCUCUGUUGGAUAGUCAGGAACCGCUGAGUGCGCUCUCGGUCCCGUGA